Branchiostoma floridae (Florida lancelet) is the source of this 2077-nucleotide messenger RNA. RefSeq lists its product as uncharacterized. NCBI's taxonomy places the organism in Eukaryota, Metazoa, Chordata, Leptocardii, Amphioxiformes, Branchiostomatidae. Gene Ontology annotation, molecular function: serine hydrolase activity. The transcript is spliced from 3 exons. Bases 180 to 1118 code for a protein of 312 amino acids. The record is from RefSeq and is a predicted model, not a curated record.
AUCUCAGCUAACAAAACAUACUAUUGAUCACUGAGUGGAUCUAAUUUGUACCCCACGGCACAAAGUUGUCGUCCUAUAGAGAAGUAUGACCCGUUUGUCUACUCGGCUACGUCAUCUAGUUUGACAUUUGCGGCACACGUAUGCACCAGGCCUAGAUUGGAUCACACUUGUGUCAGAACAUGGCGGCUUUGCUGAGAAAAGGACGGCAAUGUUGGUGUGGUGUCCGAGGGCUGGCGUCUUUCCAUAGACAGGGCGUCACAGCAGUCACCGACCUCCCUGAGAAGGACACUGAGACGAGACUGCACGACAAUACAAAAGCCGCACCAACUACUGCACUCGAUAAAAGUCAGUUCAACGUCCGAGUGGUCACCAAACACAUCGAGGUUCAGUCUACAGCUGACCGCACCCCUCUGACAGACGACAGGCCGCUCGUGCUGCUCUUCGCAUGGCUGUACGCCAGCAGGAAAGUGUUGAACAAGCAUCGCGCCUUGUACCACCGGCGGGGCUACGACGUUCUGACGGUGAAGGGAGACCCUCGGUACGCCUUCUCACCGACGGGGUUUGGAAAGAAGAUCGCCGUAGACGCUCUGAAGUUCCUGAAGACAGAGGCCAAUCCGAAACAACCGUACAUCGUUCACAGCGUGUCUGUUGGGUUCGCUCCGUACGCAAUGAUGCUGGAGCACGCGCGAGAAAAUACAGAAUAUGGCGAGAUUCCAGGCAGAGUCGUGAGUCAGGUGUUUGAUGGUGUGAUCGGGGACACGAAAGGGGCGGCAAUCGGAGUCGGGAAGUCCCUCAAAAAUCCUGUGGGGAAACUCCUGUACACUGCCGGGGUGUGGAGCUACUUCACUUACAUACCAGGAGUGCAGAAAUCACACGAUUUCACCCGCUUAAAUUGGGAAACAAACCUCCCGAAGUCGCCGAUUUUGCUGUACGGUUGUCAUAACGACCCGAUGUCCACCAAAGAGUACAACGAACGCUGCGUCGAGGGUUGGCGGCGGCAGGGCCACUACGUCCGGCUGCAGUUCUGGGAAGACUCCGUCCACUCCAACCACAUGAGGCUGCACAGAGACGAGUACGUCCGCGCCUUAGACAACUACCUGGAUACUUUAGAACUGUGAAUUUGGUCCUGAACUAAUUCUAUUAGCUUGGAAAAUACCGGGAAAACAAGGUUAUUUAGAUAAUGAAGGUAUAUAAAACCACAACCAGCGUUUCAAAUACGAAACGAGACUGCUCAAAGACGAACACGUCAAUGCCUUGGAUAACUGCAUACUUACGAACUGUAAAUACAGUCUUUAACAAACCUACACACGGUGUAUGUGCGACUAUACUCAAACCAUAGUAAUAUAAUAAAUAGUAAUAACCACGCAUGUGUAAGGGCGAGCUGGCCAUUGUGGCCUUUAGGUUAGUUUUCCCAUUGACCAAAGAAUCCUGUUAUAUAGUAACCAUCUCCCUACUGUAGCCGUCUUCUUUAAUACCAUUGAGUUGUCACUGUAGUGAUGUUUGACUUACUUCUGGCAAAUCCACUGUUAGUACUGCUAGUUUUAAUGGUUGACGAGGUCGAAGGCUUUAAGAAAACAUUUCGAACGGUAAUUAGUUAAAGAACUACAAGACUACAAUUAGUCUAACAGCUUUAGUCUCCAAGCAGAUCCACGGUAACGUACAGGCAGUAGCUAAAUUUUAUUGACUGAAACAGUCUCCUUUGGCCAAGCAAGCACCGUUCAGUGCCACCAUAUGGAGCUUGCUCAGCCAAUUGAGAUUGUUUCGGUACAUAGAUACUGCCUGUCCGCCACCCAGGAUCUGCUUGAAGAUUAUAAAAACUCAACAAGACAGAGAUUGAGAGAAGGAACAAUAUUAAUGCACUUGAAAAGGCGACACCUUGUGGUAGUUUUACGCAUAUCAGGCUUGUCGCACAAAUAUUGUAUUGCUCCAGCCUUUAAAGACAGCAUAUUGUUCUCAAACCUAGCAUGCUGUGUGAGUUUUUACGGGCCGGAUACAUUGCGUUUCCUUUUGAGCAAAUGUUAGUAUUUGUGAUAAUGUUUGAAAUAAAUGAUUGCUGAAUGCUGAUUUAAUCAGUCAA